This is a messenger RNA of Nicotiana attenuata, 3064 nucleotides long. Its product is annotated as exocyst complex component EXO70B1-like. Gene Ontology annotation, biological process: exocytosis. The transcript has a single exon. The coding region runs from base 877 to 2799 and encodes 640 amino acids. Gene Ontology annotation, cellular component: exocyst. Gene Ontology annotation, molecular function: phosphatidylinositol-4,5-bisphosphate binding. The record is from RefSeq and is a predicted model, not a curated record. NCBI's taxonomy places the organism in Eukaryota, Viridiplantae, Streptophyta, Magnoliopsida, Solanales, Solanaceae.
UUAAACCCUAAGGAAGUUUCUGCUUCAUUUUUGACCACCAACUAAAGUAUUCCUGUAUUUUAGUGGAAAGUACUUGGUCUAGUACUUUUCUCUUAAUCCCAUUCUCCUUGGAAAAUAAUCCUUAAUACUCCACUAUGUGCCCUUUUGUCCUUAUUUUCUCUGGACCAUUCUCUUCCAACAAAACGCGUAAAUGUGUAAUUUUCUUUUCAGAAACUCUAGUUUUGAUAUCUUGUCAUCUCAUCCUCCCUACUUUUUGUUCUUGUCCUGACUCAAAAUAUCUUUGAUGAGAGGGCUCCAAGAAACAAGAACAAUCUUGGCUCGAGGUUUCAUAUGCUUUCUUGCUUCUUCAUCUAGACAGUCUGUUUAAUCCCUUUGCCCAUAUCUUUAUGUUUAGCACUUAAACUUUGGUUUUGUCAUGUUACUGUUUCAACAUUUUAUUUAACAGUAUUUGGCUGUUGAUGUCUUGAUGAUUGUCUAUAUAUUGUUGUAAUCAUGUGAUUUGUGGAUGUUUGCCUUAGUUUCUGAGUGAAUUUGAUAUAUUUUCAUGUCCAUCCACUGAUACCUACUAGUCUUUUAAUGUUAGUGACCAUAAAAGGGUUUAAGAGAAGUAUCCAAUUUUGUCCUAUUUCAUUAGAAGUUCUUGGGCUGUUGAGGACUUGAGGUUAAUCUAUGAGGUAUAUUCUAGCUACUAGUCUUGGUUUCUGAAUUUCUGACCCAAUCAGAAAACAUAUAGAAAGAAAGGGGGUGGAGAGGCCUCUUGAUUACCUAUUUCAUCAGAAAAAUAGAGCUUGAGGUUGGUUUCAAGAUUCAGGAGGAAGGAUCAUCCAAAGUUUAGACUUUUAAGCCUAAUCAACCUGCUCUAACUUUUGCCUGGAAAUGGAUGAUAAUAAAUCAGUGGUCACAGUUCUUGAUGGGGAACAACACAUAAUUGCUGCAGCUCAUCACCUUGUGAAGGCGUUACGAGCCAGUACGAGCUUGAGUGUUGAAGUUAGAAGAAGUCUAGCAGAUCUUGACAUUCAUUUGGCUGCAAUGACUGAAGCAAAAGAAGAUGAGACCACAAGUCUCCGAGAGAUUGAAGGUAGGCUCAAGUCAGCUCAGGUAAAGAUCUUGACUUUGCAGUCAAAUUCUUUGAAGAUUUGGGAUGUUGGUCCUUCGCAACUUCUUGAGUAUCUGCAAGCUGUAGAAGAAGUUCGAAAUAUAACACUGAGCUUGGAAAGCAUGGUGCCAAACCAUAACGGAAAACAAAACAGACUCGCUAACCAAGCUCACAGUGUGUUGCAAAUGGCAAUGGCAAAACUGCAGGAAGAAGUUAUCAACAUUCUUGCACAGAAUAAGCUGUGUUUUGGGCAUGAUCAUGUGUCAUUCCACUCGUGUGAAGAGUUCGUUGUGGAUGAGGAGUCGAUGGUUUCAACUGAAAAUGACUCGGUUGUGGGAACUUCUUGCAGGGAGAGUAGUGGAGCUGAAUCAGAAGAAUGUACAAUGGAUUUGGUCCAUCCAUAUGUUGUUCCUCAUAUCAAGUCUAUUGCAAAUGUAAUGUUCGCUUCACAUUACGAUCAGGAAUUUUGCCAGGUCUUUAUCAGAUUCUGGAAAGAUGCAUUGCAUGAAUACUUAAGGCUUUUCUGUAUGCAACAAAUCAGCAUUGAAGAUGUUCUGAGAAUGGAUUGGACUUGCUUGAAUUGCAGAAUAAAGAAGUGGCGCCAAGCCACAAAGAAUGUCAUUGCAUUCUUUCUCCCUAAUGAGAAAAACCUCUUUGAUCAACUUCUAGGUGAGUUUGGAUCUGUUAGCUCAACCUGUUUCAUUGAAGCUUCAAAGGAUGCAAUGUUGUGUCUGUUGAAUUUUGGCCAAGCUGUAGCUAUUGGCCCCCUUCGACCAGAACGCCUUUUUUGUUUACUUGAUAUGUAUGAGCUUCUAAGAGAUCUUUGUCAAGACGUGGAUGCUUUGUUUUGCGAAAAUCAUGGUAAUUUUAUUAAAAUAGAAUACCAUGAACUCCUGAAAAAUCUUGGAGAUUCUGCAAAAGCAAUCUUUCUGGAGUUGGGGAAUCACAUCGCUUCAAACACUUCAACAACUCCCUUCUAUGGAGGAGGUGUUCAUCCUCUUACCAAGUACGUUAUCAAUUAUUUCAUGCUUCUUUCAGAAUAUUGUAAUACCCUGAGGUUCCUUCUUGAGGACAGAGAGGUACAGAAUUUGGAAGGUGUUGUUGAUGCUAUGGCCAGGCUCGACGUUUCUUCUGAAUUCUCAUGUCCAUUGGCUCUUCACUUGCAGUCAGUAGCAUCUACACUUGAAUCCAACCUUGACAAAAGGUCCAACCUAUAUAAAGAUGGUUCUUUAAAGCACAUCUUUCUGAUGAACAACAUCCAUUACAUGGUUCAGAAAAUCAAGAACUCCAAAAUUAGAACUUGUUUUGGUGAUGAGUGGAUAAAAAAACGUAUUGUAAAAUACGUGCAGCACGAAAAAAGCUACGAGAGAAUAACAUGGAGUCCUAUCUUAUCUCUGAUUACCGGUUAUGAGAAAUCAGGAAAGACAGUUCUCAAGGAGAGGUGCAGAAAUUUCAGUAUUGCUUUUGAGGAAGUGUACAAGAACCAGACAGGAUGGACUAUCCCAGAUAUUGAGCUUAGAGAAGAAUUGAGAAUUUCAACCGCGUUAAAGGUUGUUCAUGCCUACCGGCCAUUUGUUGGACAGGUGAAGAAAUCUGUAAGUGACAAGCACAUCAAGUAUACAGAAGAUGAGUUGGAGAAGUAUCUCUUGGACCUUUUUCAAGGUUCAACAAAAUCACUGAAUCAUCAUCAAUGGAGAAGGUGAAAGUUGAAUAAUGGCUACAGUGUAUGCUCUAUUUUCAUGCACUCAGCAAUCCAUUGCCAAAUGUAUAGCUGCCUAUACUUCUGGAGUUCAUUAUAGUAUUAUGACUUUAUGGUAUAAUAGUUUAUGCGUGCAUUUUAAUUUGAUGGUUUCAAGAGAAAAUAGGUGGUCCAAUUCAUCAAGUUCUUCCCUUGGUACUGGUAUAUUGUGUUGUUGUAGAUGAUAGAUUAACAUACCAGUUUCUGUGAAUGACAUUAGCAUUGUUACU